Chanos chanos (milkfish) is the source of this 1372-nucleotide messenger RNA. RefSeq names its product polymerase (RNA) III (DNA directed) polypeptide D (gene polr3d). The coding region runs from base 110 to 1297 and encodes 395 amino acids. Gene Ontology annotation, biological process: tRNA transcription by RNA polymerase III. Gene Ontology annotation, cellular component: RNA polymerase III complex. Gene Ontology annotation, molecular function: DNA binding. The record is from RefSeq and is a predicted model, not a curated record. The transcript is spliced from 9 exons. Lineage: Eukaryota; Metazoa; Chordata; Actinopteri; Gonorynchiformes; Chanidae.
UGCUUGGUCAAAGAUAACAGCACAUGGAAACUGAAGUUUGAUUAGAGUCCAGACAUAUACAAAGUGGUCGCCAAUUUUGACCAUCCACCCAAGCUGUGUUUUUCUAAGAAUGUCGGGAUCUGGUGAUACACCUGGCCAGUCUCGUCCUCCGAUUACUGGAGGAGUAGGCAGGAGUGCACUGAUGGGUCGCAGGUUACCCGCCUCCAUCUCCCCCGGCCGUCUCCCCUCCGUCCGCUCCAGAGACCUCACAUUAGGAGGAGUAAAGAAGAAAACCUUUACACCCAACAUCAGCGGACGCAAGUCAAAGGAGGAACUGAAAGUCGACGAGGGACAAAGGCGCGAGAAAAAGGAGACGGAGAGGAAUCGGCAGCGGGAUGGGCGUGGCCGAGGCAGAGGUCGCCCGGAGGUCAUUCAGUCACACUCCAUCUUCGAACAGGGUCCGGCAGACAUGAUGACAAAACGAAGAAGCGUUUACGACGACACGCGUGAGACCCCCAAUAGCGGCCCGUCUCCCAUCAUCAACAUCAAAAAGGAGAAGAGAGAAACGGAGGAGGAGACCAAAGAGAUUCUGCGCAAACUAGAGAGAGACAACUUCCUGGACGAUCCGUACCUGAAGAGCGAGUUGCGGAGCUGUCCCGUGCAGCUGCCCCUGGCCGUGUCCGGCUGGGUCUUUAAGGACGAGUUCGAGGAAGGCGUGAAGAGAGACGACCUUAAACAAGAGAUGGGCCAAAGUGACAGCGAAGCCAUGAGCACGGAGACGCCUGCCGGCACGGUGAAAGUGAAGCAGGAGCCUCUUGAUAUCCCAGAGGUGAAGAAAGCGGAGCCUACGUUUAGGCCGCCGCCCGUGCCUGAACCUGAUUCGUUGUCUGCUCUCCUCGAGACGUGGUGUCAAUGCAAAGAGGAGGAGCUUCUUUUCAUACAGCUCCCCGAUUCGUUACCAGGGCAACCGCCCACUAGAGAUGUCCGACCAACCAAAACAGAGAUUCAGUCGGCUGACGGACAGUCUGUGCAGAAGACAGAACCGCAGGAGGAGAAGGUGGAGGAGAACGUCUGUUACCUGAGUGACCUGCAGGAGGGCUUUGUGGGGCGGAUGCUGCUGAGGAAAUCCGGCCGCGUGCAGCUCAUUCUGGGGAACGUCACCCUGGACGUGGCUCUGGGCACCACCUGCUCCUUCCUCCAGGAGCUGGUGUCCGUUAGGACGGAGAGCAGAGCAGGGGAUAUGACCGUGCUGGGACACGUUAAACACAAACUGGUUUGCUCCCCGGACUUCGAGGCUCUACUGGAAAACAAGGCAUGAAGAACACUGUCCAGGUCACUACGGUGGAGACUGCACGCACACAAAGACUAGGGUGUAUGCGUGUGUGUGUGUGUG